AUGAAACCAUAUGACGGUACCACUGACCCGGACGGCCACAUAGCCUCAUACAAGCAGCGGAUGUUCACUGUUUCCAUACCCCGACUGCUUAGAGAAGCCUGCAUGUGCAAAAAUUUCGGUUCUAGUUUGUCCGGCCCGGCGUUCCAAUGGUACACGAACCUCCCGAACGGAUCCAUCGAUUCAUUCGCUCAGCUUACUGACACCUUUGUGGAACAGUUCGCUAGCAACAAGAAGCUAGAGAAGUUGUCGGCCGACUUGUACCGAGUAUACCAACGAAGGGGGGAACCAUUAAGACAGUAUGUUAGCAGAUUCAACAAAGAGAAGAUCUCUAUUCCCUCCUGUAACCCCGAGACUGCUAUAGACGCUUUCAGAAAAGGCCUCCUACCAGAUGGAGAACUAUACAAAGAGCUUACAAAGCUGGGCUGCACCACCAUGGAAGAUGCUCUAGCCCGAGCCGUUAUCCAGAUAAGGUGGGAGGAAGAUGAGAUGAACCGAGCUGCCCAUUCCAGAUACGAACCAAGGCGGAACGACAGGAAGCCAGAGCCUAGACCGGUAGAACACUGCUACCAACCCCCCGCACUCAAUAUGGGCAGAACCAAAAGACCAUAUGAUCGCCAACCCUUGAGAAAUGAUAACAGGCAUUUCGGAUCGAACCAGUUCAAAAUACCAGAGUACAGUCUCACCGUCGAACCAACCCAGGUCGCAGCAAUAAUGAAAGGAAUGGGAUCCGCAGUCAAGUGGCCUGACUGUAUCGCCUUGCGGCUCGAGGUUGCCGCACUUCUGAAGAGGGGACAUCUCUAUGAUCUACUCACUGACAAGGGGAAGAACACAAUUAGCCAGAAAAGCUCCAAACAACAGUCGCCCCCUCCGCGAGAACCCACACCGAAGGGUUUCUGCUCGCUAAUCUCAGGAGGAUCAGAAAUCAGUGGGGUAACUUACUCAUCAGCGAAGCGGCAUGCUAGGACUAACCAUCAUGAAGUCCAGUCCAUCCACCCGGUCUCGAGGUCAUACUCCCAUCAAGUAAUUCAGUUCGAGGAUGACGAACCGAUCACCCUAGCCGUUCCUCACCACGAUGCUUUAGUCCUCUCCCUGCAAAUAGCCAACAUCCUAGUGAAGAGAGUGUUCGUAGAUGGAGGUUCAUCAGCAAAUAUCCUAUUCCUUGAAGCAGUCAAAGCAAUGGGGCUGGAAGAAGCAAAUAUCAACAGGCGACCGACACUGCUAGUUGGAUUUAGCUCGGAGCAGAAAUACACUAUCGGGGAGAUCAUCCUUCCUAUCUAUGCGGGCGGAGUAAACAAACAGACAGUCUUCCUGGUGAUCGACUGCCCAUCCCCCUACAACGUCAUUUUGGGCCGCCCCUGGAUCCACGACAUGCGGGCAGUCCCAUCUACUUUCUACCAGACAAUCAGGUUUCCAACCAAGUGGAGAGUACGGGAGAUCAAGGGUGACCCUAAAGCUUCCAGGGACUACUACAAAAACGCCUUCAAAGGCAAGGGAAAUUCUUUAUAG
This is a messenger RNA of Pistacia vera, 1506 nucleotides long. RefSeq lists its product as uncharacterized. Lineage: Eukaryota; Viridiplantae; Streptophyta; Magnoliopsida; Sapindales; Anacardiaceae. The transcript has 2 exons. The record is from RefSeq and is a predicted model, not a curated record. Bases 1 to 1506 code for a protein of 501 amino acids.